Gryllus bimaculatus (two-spotted cricket) is the source of this 1440-nucleotide messenger RNA. NCBI's taxonomy places the organism in Eukaryota, Metazoa, Arthropoda, Insecta, Orthoptera, Gryllidae. The record is from the annotation of a GenBank genome assembly.
AUGAAAACGUAUUUCACGCAAGAGUUUAAAGCACUGUUGUCUAAAAGCAAGAAUUUGAAAAAGGCAUUUAAUUACGAUUUUCUGCAUCGCUGGUUGGGACUUGGUCUACUCACGUCUACAGGAGAGAAGUGGAAAAAGCAUCGAAAAAUUAUCACGCCGACAUUCCAUUUCUCAAUAUUGGAGCAAUUUGUCGAUGUUUUCAACAAACAAGGGAACAUUUUAAUGUCGAUAUUAAAGAAAAAGGAGGGAGAAGAACCUUUCGACAUUACUCCGCACAUUGACCUUUACACCCAAGACGUGAUAUGUGGAAAAAAAAAACAACCAAAAAUUGAACAUAAGAAUGUUUUUGUAGAAACAGCCAUGGGAGUUAAACUUAAUGCUCAAACUGAAGGUUACGCAUCUUCCUAUUUACAGAGCGUCAAGAGUAUGUGUGAAUUGUUAAUGCAAAGAAGUUCGAAACCCUGGUUGUAUGUGGAUUUCAUAUAUCGUUUGACACAUUUGGGAUGGAAGGAGAGAAACAACUUGAAAGUUCUUCAUGGUAUGACAAAUGAGGUAAUAAGGAGAAGAAAAAAGCAACUCCAAGAAGAUCCGACAUUAUUUGAAAAAAAUUUAGAUGAAAUCGGAAGAAAACGAAAAUUGGCAUUUUUGGAUCUGCUAUUGUAUUCUUCCCUCAAUGGCGAUGUAUUAUCUGACGAAGAUAUUCGUGAAGAAGUUGAUACUUUCAUGUUCGAAGGUCACGACACUACUGCUUCUGCAAUAUCCUUCGCUUUGUACGAACUGUCACGGCGUCCAGAUAUUCAGGAAAGAAUUCUUGAUGAGUUAAGAGAAGUAGUACCUGAUGAUAAAUUGGAAGAAUUAUCUCUUAAUUUAGAAGACCUAAACAAGUUGAAAUAUCUAGAACAAGUUAUAAAGGAAACACUGCGGCUCUACCCUAGUGUUCCAGUAUUUGGAAGACAGACAACGGAAGAUCUGCAUCUUCCUUCCAUGUCAGUCGACGUCCCUCCAAACACGACUGUUGUAGUGGUCUCAAUGCUCUUACAUCGGAAUCCCAAGUUUUAUCCAAAUCCAGAAGAAUUCAAUCCGGAUAAUUUCUUGCUGGAAACUGUUUCCAAGAGGCACCCUUAUGCUUAUGUGCCUUUCAGCGCUGGAUCCAGAAACUGCAUUGGUCAAAAAUUUGCGAUGUUGGAAGUGAAAGCAGUCCUGGCAAAGAUUGUCUGGAAUUACUCUCUGCAAUUAGACCCCACUUUCGAAAUGAAAUUUGUUCCUGAAAUAACUCUCAAAUCAGAAAAUGGAGUGAGAUUAUCUGUUGUUAGGAGAAUACGUACAUAACUUCCGCAUUGUUUUUAUUUGUAUUAUUGACAUAUAUUACAAAAUACUAUUAUAUUAAAUGCUGAGUUGUUAGAAUGUUAUAUAACAUUAAAUUAUGUAUUACAUCAAAGA